UUUCAUUUACCUGCAAGGAAAUGCUGUCAGCCCAGGAGAUGCAACCCACCUGGCCAGCCCCACCUGCACUUCCCGCCGCCCUCGCUGUCUCUCCUUCUGGUACCACAUGUAUGGCGCGGCACAAGCAAUGGCUCUGCGAGUUUAUGUGGUGUUUAAAGGUGCGUCACCUCGGCUGAUCUGGACCCGAACUGGGAACAAAGGCAACCAUUGGCACAGAGGGGAAGUCAGCGUGGCUCCCAGGGAAGAAAUGCAGAUAGUCCUGGAAGGCAGGCGAGGGGAAGACUUCCGCAGUGAUGUGGCUGUGGAUGACAUCUCCAUGGAAGAGGGGUAUUGUCCAGGACAUACACCAGCAACAUCCACCCCGGCCACCACCAGCAGACCAGCCACACUGAUCCCAGAAACAUCGGCAGCAACCUCCCAUCGCAGCUCCUCCGCCAGCACCACAAUCAGACCAGCCCCUCCUACCACACAAACAUUGUCAACCACCUCAUUUCGCACCUCUAACACCACGAUCAGACCAGCCCCUCCUACCACAGAGCCUCCCCUUCACCCGGAUUUGUCUUGUUCCUUUGACAUGGGCUUCUGCUCCUGGAGACAAAUGGCCUCCAACAGUUUUAACUGGACACGGCACAAAGGUCCGACACACACAGCAGAUACUGGACCGUCCUCCAACCACACCACAAGAGAGGGCUAUUUCAUCUACCUGCAAGGCCAUGUUGCCAAAGAAGGGGAUGCAACACGCCUGGCCAGUCCUUUCUACACCUUCACCAGGCCCCGCUGCUUCUCUUUCUGGUACCGCAUUCGCGGUGCGGCCCAAAGAAAUGCCCUGCGAGUCUAUUUGGCCUUUGAGGGCGGAUCCCGUGAGCUGAUCUGGUCACAGUCUGGGAACAAAGGGGACCGGUGGCACAGAGGCGAAGUCAACAUGCCUCAAGGGAAGAAAGCACAGAUAAUCGUGGAAGGCGAACCGGGGGAAGACGUCCACAGUGUCGUGGCUGUGGAUGACUUCUCCCUGGAAGAGGGAGAGUGCCCAGAGUUUCCUGUUGAGUGCAAGUUCUCCUGCUCCUUUGAUGGGGACCUCUGCUCCUGGACACAAUCAAUUUUUGACACCUUUGACUGGGUGCGGCACAAAGGCCGAACAGCCUCACCUGGCACAGGCCCAUCUUCUGGCCACACCUCUGGAGAGGGCUACUACAUCUACCUGGAAGGUAACCAAACCAACUCGCAAGAGGGGGCACGCCUGGUCAGCUCAAAGUGCAGCCCCACCAAACCACAAUGCCUCUUCUUCUGGUAUCACAUGAAUGGCACAUCCCCAACAAUGGCGCUGCACGUUUAUGUGGUCUCUGAUAUUGGAACACCUAAGUUGGUCUGGUCUCAGACUGGGAACAAAGGCGACCAGUGGCACAGAGGUGAAGUCAGUGUACCUCAGGGAAGAGGUUUGCAGAUACUCCUGGAAGGGGUGUGGGGGGAAAACUCCCAGGGUGUCGUGGCUGUGGAUGACCUCUCGAUAGAAGCGGAAGAUUGUCCAGCUUCCUCCAUUCGAUGCAAUUUCUCUUGCUCUUUUGAUGUGGACUUCUGCUCCUGGAAACAGCUGGCCUCCAACGCCUUUAACUGGACGCGGCACAAAGGCCCAACGCCCACGUUAAACACUGGACCAACCCAAGACCACACUUCAGGAGAAGGGCAUUUUAUCUACCUGGACGGCAGUGCCACCAACACAGGGGACAUCACACACCUGGUCAGCCCCGUCUGUGACUCCUCCAGGCCCCACUGCCUCCGCUUCUGGUAUCACAUGUAUGGGGCAGCUCAAACAAUGGCACUGCGCAUUUUAGUCAUCUCUGGUGGCGCCGCGCCUGUGAUGCUCUGGAAUCAAACCGGGAACAAAGGGGACCAGUGGCACAGAGGUGAAGUCAGUGUGGCUCAUGGAAAAAACGUGCAGAUAAUCCUUGAAGGUAUGCGGGGCGAAGACGUCCGCAGUGACAUGGCUGUGGACGACCUCUCCUUAGAAGAAGGAUUUUGCCCAGGAGGAAUUGCUGCAGCAUCUGCACACAAGAGCACCACCACCAACGGUUAAACCACUGUGCUAGCGCUGGUUCCCCUCUCUUCCUACCUAAUGAAUCUUGUAGCCAGUGAACAUCGGCUGAUUUUCAAAUGACCAGAAUUAAUGUAUUUCUGAUGAAUUCAUGCUUUUCCACUGAUGACUAUUGGCAAGGAACCUUCAACCAAGUACGGAAACCACUAAUUUGAUAACUGAUUUACUCUUCAAGAUCCAAAAGAAGAUUGUGGGGCCAAAUUCACAGAUAGAGAGGAAACGUUUCUAAUUGUAUUGUU
Podarcis muralis (Common wall lizard) is the source of this 2328-nucleotide messenger RNA. Lineage: Eukaryota; Metazoa; Chordata; Lepidosauria; Squamata; Lacertidae. The record is from RefSeq and is a predicted model, not a curated record.